This is a messenger RNA of Gaeumannomyces tritici R3-111a-1, 1445 nucleotides long. RefSeq lists its product as hypothetical. The record is from RefSeq and is a predicted model, not a curated record. The transcript is spliced from 2 exons. Gene Ontology annotation, molecular function: acyltransferase activity, transferring groups other than amino-acyl groups. Lineage: Eukaryota; Fungi; Ascomycota; Sordariomycetes; Magnaporthales; Magnaporthaceae. Bases 1 to 990 code for a protein of 329 amino acids.
AUGACGGACCGCAUGGUGUACGAGACGUUCCGUCGAGACGAUCUCGCUGAGAGCGACCCGAUAUGGAACGACGCCAUGGAUCUGUACGGCGACUACUAUGAGUACCUCGAGUACGACGAGAGCCAGCGGCCAGCCUCGAACUGGCACUGGGCCAGGUUGCCCGAGGACGAAUUCAUGACCAUGUUCCUGCCGACGCGCGACAGCACCAUCACGCGCUGCAAGAUGGGCGGCGCCGUAGUCGGCCACGCCCUGUGCGUGCGCUGGCCGUGCCGGCUGCGCCACCCGUCGCGCAACCGCGGGCGCGACGCCGACGCGGUGGCCUGCUGGGUCACGCAGGUGGUGGUGCACCAGGACGCGCGCGAGAUGGGCGUCGCCACGGGCCUCAUGGACGCCGUGCUGGCUCUGACGGCGGCGGGCCGCGCGGCGCGCUGGUCGACCGACACGACGGACGGCCAGCGCGGCAGCCGCGCGGGUGGCGACUGCGCCUGCGGUGGCGGCGACGACGACCAGGAGCCCACGCUGGUCUACGGAACUCUCAGCCCGCACCCGGCCGUGCACCUGGCGCUGGCGAGGGCCUACGCGCGCCGCCACCGGCUCGACGAGGCCGUGCAGCCGCUGGACCACAUCCGGCUCGACUUUGUGCGCGCGCACGCCGCCGCCGUCCUGGCCGCGUCGCCGUGCCCGCAGCUGCGGCGCGCAUCCCCCGCCGGCAGCCUCUUCCAGCGCGGCCUGCUCGGCGUGCUGCUGUGGCCAAAGGUGGGCGGGCGCCGGUACAUGUGCCUCGACUGCGGGGCCGAGACGGACUUUACGUCGCCGCCGUCCGACGUUGGCAGCUACGUGAGGCGGGCGCGGGACCGCGGCUGGUCGCUGGGCCGCCUGGCGCCGGGCUGCGAGUUCAUGCUGGUGGUGCCGGCGGACCCGGCCGUGCACAAGCGGUUCGCGCACCCGCAGUCGGUGUUUUCGUGGCUGCUCGGCCUGCUCGGAGAGUAGUCGCCGAGAUCAGGGGUGGUUUGCUGUUGGUAACUGUUGGACGAGCAGUAUGCGCAGGGGUGUGCCAUCUCCCGGCAACGGCAUCAGAGACCAGAACGCGAGUCGGCAGAUGGCGCGUGGAAUCACAAUGGAGCGAGUCCCAUGACUCUCUGGGAAACUGGCAAAGUGUUACGGCGUUCAGGCUUAGCGUUCGGGCUUUAUCGGGCAAACUCUACCGACCUUGGCCUCAUUAGACUUGAUACUGAUCCCAACCCGGAGCUGGGAACCCUCGCGAGUCAAGACAGGCGACCCCGCGCGCCGCGAGUGCAACCCGGGUUUAAAGUUCAUCUUGCUGGCUGAUGGUAUGCUGGGGUGCCAGCGGUGGUGGUGUAGAGAAUCCGCGGCGACGCAGGGGAGCCAUGAUGGCGGCGGCCGCGAGACUGUGGCUGUCCUGCGCUCCCUAAAGCCACCCUGAU